UAAAAACGCUUUAUAGCGCGGCAGAUCGGCCAAAGAUUACAACGGAAUCGCAUUAGUUAUUAAAAAAAACAAACGUGCGUAGUUUACAAAUAGAAACAUUUGAAUUCGCAAGCGCCAAUUCUCUUGUCAUGGUGGGUGAACCAAAACGCCAAUGGAGAAGCGAGUCUAUGAGGAUACCACACAGCCGUUGCCCAAACGUUCGCGUGGGCGUGGCUACUACAAUCGCAACGACAAGAGCGAUCUGGGCGCUGACUUUGUCGCCCCCGAUGGCGGCUGGGCGUGGCUGGUUUGCGUAGCCGCCGGCGUAUCCAAUCUAUCGCUUUAUCCUUGCCUGCAACAAUUCGGAUUCAUGUUCCGCGAGCGUCUCACGCUGCUGGGUCUGUCCAGUUCCCAGGUGACGGCCAUCAUCAAUACAAAUCCAGCAGUCUCGGCAUGCACGGGCCUGCUCAAUGGCCCCAUGUUCCGCAGAUUCACCUUCCGGCAAGUGGCCAUGGCCGGCGCGCUGCUCUGCUUUACGGGCAUUACGCUUACGGCCUACUGCGAGAGCUUUGCCGCCUAUAUCUUUGCCUAUGCCAUGCUCUAUGGCUUUGGCAUGGGCAUUAGCGUCUCCGCCUCCUCGCUGGCCAUCAAUACAUAUUUUCAGCAGAAGCGUCGCCGUGCCGCUGGCUUCUCCUGGACCAUAACAGGACUGGGGCCCAUCUUUCUGCCCUAUCUGGUGACAUAUCUGCUGGGCGUCUACGACGUGCAGGGCACCGUGCUGCUCUUCGCUGCAAUUUCGCUGCACGCGUUUGUCUGCGCGCUGAUCUAUCAGCCGGUGCGUUAUCAUUGUGCGAAUGGGGAGCUGCUGGAGCUGGAGCUGGAGCAGCCGACGGAGCUGCUGUGUGCGCAGUGUGCGCUGCAGCGCAAGCGCGAGCCGGGCGGCAUCUUCUCCAGCCAGUAUCUGUAUCAGGAUAACGAUGCCGAGCGUCCGGGCUAUGAGAUUAUCGAGCCGGGCACGCCCAUGAUGGCGCGUGCCAAUGACGGCUGGUACGGCUCCAGGCUGUCGUUGAGCUCGGGACGCUUGCGCUUUCGCACCAUAUCCAGUUCCAAGGACUUGGAGCAUACACAGCGACUGCAUAGCGCCAUAGGCGAGCAAUCCCAACUGGCCAGCGAGGAUUUCUUGCGUCCCAACAACUUUCGACGCGAGCGUGAGGAUGCAAAGCUCUGCUGCAGCUGCGCCGAGCAGCGCGCGCUGCAGUCGCAACAACAACAAAGCGAACUAACCAAGCAAGAGGAAGACGAGGCGAUUCGAGCUGCAGCUGAGCUUAGCUUUCUAACCAAGCUGGUGACUUUCUUUGACUUGGAUCUGCUGCGCGACUUUACGUUUGUCAAUCUGGUCGCCGGCCUCACCGUCAUCAACUUUGGCGAGCUCAACUUUUCCAUUCUCACGCCAUUCAUAUUGAACGACUUUGGCUUCAGCACUUCGCAGAUCACUGUGGCCAUGAGUCUCAUGGCUGGCAUGGACAUUAUUAUGCGCUUUAUGGUGCCAUUUCUAACCGAGAAAAUGCCCUGGGACAAUCGCAUUUUCUUUUUAAUCGGCGUCGUGGGCAUUGCCCUGGGACGCACCGUCGUUGCCUCCACCAGAUCCUACAGCGUUAUACUCUGCUGCUUUGUUUGGAUCGGACUCUGCAAGGGCGUGCGCACCAUUUUCUGGCCAUUGAUAAUACCCGGCUAUGUGCCGCUGAAUCGCUUGCCAGGCGCCUCCGGCUUGCAGUUGCUCAUCUCGGGUCUCUUCACGCUCUGCUGCGGUCCCUUUGUGGGUCUGGUGCGUGAUCGUUAUAAUUAUUCCGUUACGCUGCAUUGUCUGGAUUUCUUGUCAUUUGCUGCUGCGGCUUCUUGGACGCUCGAGGCGCUGCUGCGACGUCACAAACGCAAAAUAAUCAGCUGAUUAGUUAGGUUUAUAUAUGUACAUUUUAUUUUUUUUUUUGUAAAUUUAAGUUGCAGCGACAAAGUAGCAUAUGCCAAAAUACAUAAACUGAAUAGCAAUGAAUAAAAUAUUCAAAUAAAAAC
This is a messenger RNA of Drosophila busckii, 2049 nucleotides long. RefSeq lists its product as uncharacterized. Gene Ontology annotation, biological process: transmembrane transport; monocarboxylic acid transport. The transcript is spliced from 5 exons. NCBI's taxonomy places the organism in Eukaryota, Metazoa, Arthropoda, Insecta, Diptera, Drosophilidae. The record is from RefSeq and is a predicted model, not a curated record. Gene Ontology annotation, molecular function: monocarboxylic acid transmembrane transporter activity. The coding region runs from base 152 to 1927 and encodes 591 amino acids.